This is a messenger RNA of Hibiscus syriacus, 2455 nucleotides long. Its product is annotated as cation/H(+) antiporter 18-like. The record is from RefSeq and is a predicted model, not a curated record. Lineage: Eukaryota; Viridiplantae; Streptophyta; Magnoliopsida; Malvales; Malvaceae. Gene Ontology annotation, molecular function: antiporter activity. Gene Ontology annotation, cellular component: endomembrane system; membrane. Gene Ontology annotation, biological process: proton transmembrane transport; regulation of pH.
UGAAGUGUUAUUUCCUGUGAGUGUUGUCUGUGGGAAAUGGCUUCAAAUACUACGGUUCUACAGAAAUGUCCGUUGCCGAUGAAGGCUACAUCAAAUGGCCUCUUCCAGGGUGAUAACCCCCUUGAUUUUGCUCUUCCUCUUGCCAUUCUGCAGAUAUGUCUGGUAGUUGUACUUACAAGGGGACUUGCUUUUCUUCUAAGGCCAGUGAGGCAGCCACGUGUGAUUGCAGAGAUAAUUGGAGGAAUUUUACUUGGGCCGUCUGUUCUUGGUAGAAGUAAGAGCUACUUGCAUGCCAUAUUUCCUCCGAAGAGUCUUACCGUAUUGGAUACCCUAGCAAACAUUGGUCUCAUUUUCUUUUUAUUCCUUGCUGGUCUAGAAAUAGACCCCAAAUCCCUCCGAAGAACCGGUAAAACAUCCCUUGCAAUCGCUGUUGCUGGCAUAGGCCUUCCUUUUUCUUUAGGAAUUGGUUCUUCAGUUUUGCUCCGUGCAACUAUCUCAAAAGGUGUAAACGCAUCUGCUUUUCUAGUGUUUAUGGGUGUUGCUCUUUCUAUUACUGCCUUUCCUGUCUUAGCUCGCAUUCUGGCAGAGUUGAAGCUUUUAACGACAGAAGUCGGAAGAAUGGCGAUGUCAGCUGCAGCUGUUAACGAUGUAGCUGCAUGGAUUCUACUUGCACUUGCUGUUGCCCUAUCAGGAUCCAACAAUUCUCCUGUUGUAUCACUGUGGGUCUUCUUGUCUGGGUGUGUUUUUGUCAUUUGUUUGACUCUUAUUUUACCCCCGUUCUUCAAAUGGAUGGCUUGUCGAUGCCAUGAUGGUGAGCCAGUAGAAGAGGUAUACAUAUGUGCUAUAUUAGCUGUUGUUCUGGCUGCUGGGUUCAUAACUGAUGCUAUUGGAAUUCAUGCCAUGUUUGGUGCUUUUGUGGUUGGAGUUCUUUUUCCAAAGGAAGGACCAUUUGCACAUGCUCUUGUGGAAAAAGUUGAGGAUCUUGUAUCUGGGUUGUUCUUGCCAUUAUACUUUGCAUCAAGUGGACUGAAGACGAAUGUUGCUACGAUUCAGGGGCUCCAAUCCUGGGGCCUUCUGGCUUUGGUUAUUUUUACAGCUUGUUUCGGGAAGAUCCUUGGGACUGUUGUGGUGUCCCUUUUCUGCAAAGUGCCUCUUCGAGAAGCUCUAGCGCUUGGGUUCCUUAUGAAUACCAAAGGGCUGGUGGAACUAAUUGUUCUCAACAUUGGGAAGGAUAGAAAGGUUCUAAAUGAUCAAACAUUUGCUAUUAUGGUUCUAAUGGCACUCUUUACUACCUUCAUUACCACACCAGUUGUUCUAGCAGUUUAUAAGCCUGCAAGAAAGAGAAAAGUUGACUACAAAUAUAGAACCAUUGAAAGAAAAAAUCCAGAUACUCAACUUAGAAUAUUGGCAUGUUUCCACAGUGCAAGAAAUAUCCCAUCAAUGAUAAAUCUCCUCGAGGCUUCACGAGGAGUCAAGAAGCGUGAAGGACUUUCUGUGUAUGCUCUGCACCUGAUGGAGCUGUCUGAGAGGUCAUCUGCCAUAUUAAUGGUACACAAGGCUAGGAAAAAUGUUCCCUUCUGGAAUAAGGGCUGGGACUCCCGUUGUGAUCAUGUUGUUGUGGCAUUUGAGGCUUUCCAACAACUGAGUCAAGUCACUGUCCGGUCGAUGACUUCAAUAUCCUCAAUGACUGAUAUGCACGAGGAUAUUUGUACCACUGCUGAGAGUAAGAGAGCUGCUAUCAUAAUCCUUCCUUUCCAUAAGCACCAGAGAAUUGAUGGUUCUUUGGAGACCACUAGGACAGACUUUCGUUGGGUCAACCGGAGGGUUCUUGAACAUGCACCUUGUUCUGUUGGAAUUCUAGUUGAUCGUGGUCUUGGUGGAACCACCCAUGUAUCUGCAAGUAAUGUCUCCUAUUUGAUAACUGUUCUUUUCUUCGGGGGUCAUGAUGAUCGUGAAGCCCUUGCUUAUGGGGCUCGAAUGGCUGAGCACCCCGGUAUCAGUUUAAGUAUCAUUCGCUUUGUGGUGGAACCUGGAACUGUCGGAGAAAUCGCUACAGUUGAUAUGCAAGAGAACUCCAGCCUCAAAUCAAUGUCAUUGGACGAAGAAUUUCUUUCCGAGUUUAAGCAGAAGAUAUCAAAGGAUGAUUCUAUCCUAUACGAAGAAAAAGCCGUCCGUAAUGUCUUGGAAACUAUAGCUGCAAUUCGUGGGGCUGGCCGCUGCAACCUUUUCCUUGUGGGACGAGUGCCAGAUGGUGAAUUGGCCUUAGCUUUAAGGAGAAGUAGUGAAUGCCCAGAACUGGGGCCUAUUGGUGGCUUGCUGAUAUCUCCUUUUUCAACAACAGCAUCAGUUUUGGUGAUUCAGCAGUACAAUGACAAUGCAUCCCUGGAUCUGGCUGCAGACAUGUUGGAAGAAUCUGAAUCUAACUAAUUAUCUUCUCGGCCUCAACAUUAAUCCU